This is a messenger RNA of Haliotis rufescens (red abalone), 1485 nucleotides long. Its product is annotated as extensin-like. The coding region runs from base 1 to 1485 and encodes 494 amino acids. The record is from RefSeq and is a predicted model, not a curated record. The transcript is spliced from 2 exons. NCBI's taxonomy places the organism in Eukaryota, Metazoa, Mollusca, Gastropoda, Lepetellida, Haliotidae.
AUGGGCAAGGCUCCACGACUCCCCAACGGACUCCACGGCUCCCCCACCAGGCUCAACGACUCCCCACCAGGCCCCACGACUCCUUACCAGGCUCCACGACUCCCCCACAGGCUCCACGACUCCCCACCAGGCUCUACGGCUCCCUACCAGGCCCCACGACUCCUUACCAGGCCCCACGACUCCCCAACAGGCUCCACGACUCUCCACCAGGCUCCACGACUCCCCCACCAGGCUCUACGGCUCCUUACCAGGCUCCACGACUCCCCCACCAGGCUCCACGACUCCCCAACGAGCUCCACGACUCCCCCACCAGGCUCUACGGCUCCUUACCAGGCUCCACGACUCCCCCACCAGGCUCCACGACUCCCCCACAAGGCUCCACGGCUCCCCCACCAGGCUCCACGACUCCCCAACGAGCUCCACGACUCCCCAACGAGCUCCACGACUCCCCCACCAGGCUCCACGACUCCCCAACGAGCUCCACGGCUCCCCCACCAGGCCCCACGACUCCCCCACCAGGCUCAACGACUCCCCCACCAGGCUCCAGGACUUUCCACCAGGUUCAACGGCUCCCCACCAGGCUCCACAACUAUCCACCAUGAUCCACGACUCUCCACCAUGUUCCACGACUCCCCCACCAGGCUCCACGACUCCCCCACCAGGCUCCAGGACUUUCCACCAGGUUCAACGGCUCCCCACCAGGCUCCACAACUCUCCACCAUGCUCCACGACUUAACCAGGCUCCACGGCUCCCCCACCAUGAUCCACGACUCCCCCACCAUGUUCCACGACUCCCCCACCAGGCUCCACGACUCACCCACCAGGCUCCAGGACUUUCCACCAGGUUCAACGGCUCCCCACCAGGCUCCACAACUCUCCACCAUGCUCCACGACUUAACCAGGCUCCACGGCUCCCCCACCAUGAUCCACGACUCCCCCACCAUGUUCCACGACUCCCCCACCAGGCUCCACGACUCACCCACCAGGCUCCAGGACUUUCCACCAGGUUCAACGGCUCCCCCACCAGGCUCAACGACUCCCCCACCAGGCUCCAGGACUUUCCACCAUGUUCCACGACUCCCCCACCAGGCUCCACGACUCCCCACCAGGCUCCAUGACUCUCCACCAGGCUCCACGACUCCUUACCAUGCUCCACGACUCUCCACCAGGCUCCACGGCUCCUCAUCGGGCUCCACGACUCCCACGCCAGGUCCACGGCUCCCCAACCAGGCUCCACGACAUCCCACCAAGCUCAACGACUCCCCACCUUGCUCCACGACGACUCCCCCCCCCCCCCCCCCCCCAAACAAGGCUCCACGAGUGCCAAACCAGGCUCCACGACUCCCCCGUCAUGCUUUACGGCGCUGCUUGGCAACCUCUACGUGUCAGCCGUUUGAAUGCCCUAUCAAUCAACUCAAUCCACCUGUGUCAGCAGAUUUUCUUUCCUCGCGUAUACAGAAGCCGAGAAGGGAAGAGAAACUUUGA